This is a messenger RNA of Bicyclus anynana (squinting bush brown), 3514 nucleotides long. It is a transcript of the gene cpb, whose product is annotated as F-actin-capping protein subunit beta. The record is from RefSeq and is a predicted model, not a curated record. Gene Ontology annotation, molecular function: actin filament binding. Gene Ontology annotation, biological process: negative regulation of filopodium assembly; cell morphogenesis; barbed-end actin filament capping. Lineage: Eukaryota; Metazoa; Arthropoda; Insecta; Lepidoptera; Nymphalidae. Gene Ontology annotation, cellular component: F-actin capping protein complex; cytoplasm.
UCAAUUCUCAACGUCAGCUGUCAAAUCACAAAUGACAUUUCGAGUUUGACAUUAAACGAAAUUGAUAGCAUUUUUAAUUCGAAUUUAUUUUAACUUUUUUAACUUUAAAUUGCACAUACAAAUUAUAAUUUCGCCUUUUAAACUUUGUGUUCAGCCAUGACAGAACAGCAGAUGGAUUGCGCUCUAGAUUUGAUGCGGAGGCUGCCUCCUCAGCAGAUUGAGAAGAAUUUGACCGAUUUGAUCGAUUUGGUGCCGAGUUUGUGCGAGGAUCUGUUGUCGUCUGUUGACCAACCAUUGAAGAUCGCACAGGACCGGAGCAACGGGAAGGAUUACUUGUUAUGCGAUUACAACCGUGAUGGUGACUCUUACCGAUCUCCCUGGUCGAACACGUAUGACCCACCACUUGAAGACGGAUCUAUGCCUUCUGAGAGGUUAAGGAAGUUAGAAAUCGAGGCGAAUCACGCAUUCGACCAAUACAGGGAAAUGUAUUUUGAAGGUGGAGUCAGCUCUGUCUAUUUGUGGGACAUGGAUCAUGGUUUUGCAGGUGUGAUUCUUAUAAAGAAAGCUGGAGAUGGUUCCCAGAAGAUCAAAGGUUGCUGGGACUCCAUCCAUGUGGUGGAAGUGGUGGAGAAGAGCUCUGGAAGGAAUGCCCACUAUAAGUUGACCUCUACUGCUAUGCUGUGGCUACAGACUAAUAAGGAAGGCAGUGGGACCAUGAACCUUGGUGGCAGUUUGACUAGACAGGCAGAGCAAGAUUCAGCAGUGAGCGAUGUAACCCCUCACAUUGCCAACAUUGGUCGCAUGGUGGAAGAUAUGGAGAAUAAGAUUAGAAACACACUCAAUGACAUAUAUUUUGAUGGAAUGGAGAUUUUGGGUUAAAUUUUAACAACGACGUCUACAGGACAAAAGAUGGAUAAUUGUUAAACAUGUAGGUCUAUAUAAAUGUUACACAAAUAGAUAUCAGUGUCAAUACAUACACAAAUAAAUAUAUUAUUAUAUUUCACGUAAGCUUGUAUGUUGAUGGCAUCCCUUAGGGUGCACUACUUUGUAAGAUUUAAAUUGUUAGUAAACAUGCAUAUGUAAGUAUAGUCCUUUUCAUGAAAGAAGUCCUUCAGACGCGGCGCUAAUGUCUUAAUGACGCUUAUUGGUAUUUGUGUAAGGCGCUGUUUUAGUUCAGAUUUUAGCCGCCGGACUUAUUUCAUGAAAAGGACUCUACUCGUUUGUAAAUAUAUUUUCGCUAAUUAAAAAAUCUGCUUAUUGCUUCGGCCUUAUGAACUGGCAGGUGUCGAAGGACUUGAAAAAGAAGAAUUAAAAAAUCUAUUUAGUGCGAGUAGAGAGAGUAGUAACGAGUCCGUUUAUGUCAAGUAUACUCGUAUGAACUCUUGCCACGCAAUCAUUCAUAUCCGGCCGCUCAGAAUUUGCGUUUCUGACAGGUCGUGAUCGAAUGAGCGAUGUUACUUUGAACUGGCGAAUAAGGUUGUUGAACUGAACACUGAACUGAAAGUGAUGAAACAAAAAACGCAGCAUUGAAUAUGUUUGAACUUUCGAUCACGACCUGUUAGAAACACAAUUUCUGAGCGGAUAUUAUGUAGCAGAGGGAAAUUGUUGCGAUAUUAUGUAACAAUGUUUUUUUUUAAUUUUUAUAACUCAACAGUGUCAGAUUCGACUUUUUCCUUACCUCUUUCUAUAGUACCAUGUUAGAAAGAGAGAUUAAAAACAAAUUCUCAUAAUAACUAUCAGAAACUAAAUAAAUUUAUAAAAUUGUUUAAAUUCUCGUCAAUAAAGGCAACAAUUUCAGAUUGUCUAACAAUUUAAAUCUUUACACAUAGUAUUUUAACAUAGUAUGUUUGAAUUAUGUUUUUUACUCUAUAGUAAGAGAAUUAGAAAUUGAUUAGAGAAAUUUUUGUCCAAAAAGCCGUGUUUAAUUGUUUUAGAGAAAACAAACAUUUCAAUGUAUUCUUUGAUAGCUCAACAAAUUUGAUUUAUUAUUAUUUUUAUAUAAGAACAAUUCGAUUUUUAAAAGAAAUCUUACUAGUAAUAAAUGUUCUAAAUUAAUUAUUUUACCAAUUUCUGUGCGUCUUACGUCCUGUAAAUAUAUAAACAAAUUUUGACAGCUGUAAAAUUACAGCACUUCGUAAAAUUUUAAACUUUAAAGACACUGCCAAGGUUUUUAUACUAAUUUAUAAAUUUUUAUUUGAAAAUAAAGCGCAUUUAACUUAGUUUUAAUUCUUUUUCCAAUUCGACGUGGUUUUUUGGACAAAAUUAUUGUUAGGAAAACGCAUUUUGCUUUAUUAAUAAAUCGUUAAUUUAUAUUUUAGCCCAAAAUGAUGGUAAAAAUUAUAAGAUAAUUUUAUAUAUCUUAAAUUGCAUUUUCAUUAUUUAGUUUAUAUUUAUUGUAAAUUAGAAAAUGGUAUUAUAAAUAAUUAAGGUAUUCUGUAAAACAAUAAGGCGUCAGUGUAUUAACUGUAUAAAUAGUUGUAAAAAGGCAACAUGUCAUAGUUGUUUAUGUUGCCCAUAAGAGCAAAAUUAGACGGUUCAUUAUGUACUAUUUUAUAGUAUCUUUUAUCUAGAGGACCCGGUCAAGCUUCGCUUUGACUAAUGUGCGCUUCUUCCCUACCUUUCCCUACUUUAACCCUACCCUACUCCUACUCCUACCCUACCACACACACCCUACCCUACUACAUGUUAUGUAUCAGAGAUGGCGUUGUAUGUGAAAAAAGAUUUUCCCGCUUUUCUGUUGAAAUUUUUCCUGAAUUUUCUUUGCUAUAAACCUCACGGAGCCCGAGACCUUUCCAACGAAUGCAAAACCGUGGAAAUCGGUUCGUGCGUUCUGGAGAUAUAGUAGAUUACACUCAAGAAAAUAAGUACUAUACAUAUUAUAGUGCCUCCACAGUUACCGCAGUGACUCUUUACAAGCAACGUACUGAAGCCGGUGAAACUGUCAAAAAAAACGAACGUCACGCUCUCUCCUCUUGACAACCGCAUAUACAAUUUUUUUUUCAUAAUUUGUAUUUAAAAAUUUAACACUAACAACAAUUACGUAAAUUAAUAUAAUAAACAAUAAACACCAUUAAAAAUUCUCCAUAUUAUUUAUCCUUUAGUUUUUGUGAACAGUUUUCAAAAUAUUUAAAAAUAUAAGACGCCAUUUUUCUUGAAUAAUACUGAAAAUUACUGAUACGACAGUUCGUGUCGCUCUGACUCGAGAAUGUAUUUCUGUUUGAAUUUUGUAUCGUACCUGAGAAUUUUCUUAAUUAUCCACGUGUGUGAAAUCUGCCAAUCCGCAUCGGCCCAGCGUGGUAGACUAAGGCCUAACCCCUCAUUCUGAGAGGAGACUCGUGCUCAACAGUGAGCCGAAUAGGGGUUCUUGGUGAUAAUAAUGAUAGUUUGUGAUGGACCGUCUAAUGUUGCACUAAUAGGCUUGCCCCUUUGGGAUAAUUCAAUUAUAAUAAAUCUUCCUCCAUAAUACAACAAUUUUAAAUUGGCCUCUCUAUAAAUAAAGUUAUAUUUAUCUGAA